UAUAAAUAAUCAUCAAUCAAUGAUGUAUGUCAUACAUCAAUAGAAAGAGAAUUUUGACGAGAAAAUUAUGAAACGUAAAUGAAGAAUAUGUCAGCCUUAAACUAAUUAAUAUAUUAUAUAAAUAGUAAUAAAUCUGCACAAACAAACUGAGCUGUAUAGAACAAAGCUGGGCUUCACGAGAGCGACCAUCGCCUAUAUAUUUCACUCCAUACUGUUUCCUUCAGGGACCCGCUACAUGAAGCUUUCUCUCUGGCUUCUAAUACUUUCGUUCUUAAAUAAACAAUAUUACAAUUCAUGUUAGAAACGAUUAAAGUCAGUGUUUCAUUAAUUCAAUGGUUAAAGAAACUUAAUUGAAUUCCAUACUCAGUACAUAUUUUUUGUCCGCUGAUCGCUAAUCACACAAAUCAUGAGCCACAGCACACACUACACGGCAUACAGUACACAGUACACAAUACACAGUAUACAGUACACAAUAUACAGUAUACAGUACACAAUACACAGUACACGUUACCCUGGUGACCUGCAUUUCGGCCAACCGCUUCGUCUCUAUUCCCGUCGAUUGCUAUAUUUUUUAUUCGGUAUUUAUGUCGGAUCACGCCGUCGGCCAUAACUCACUUUUAAACACGUUUAGUUAAUAUUUUUAUUCUCAUCUUCAAUAAAUUCAUAUUUUCAGUGCGUGUGCUAAAAUUACUUUGUAUAUAACCGCAUACUUUUGCUAAAAAACAUGUCAACAAAGCUUUUAACCCGCGGAAGAGAUAUUAUUUUUAUGUUAUUUCUUUUUGGUAGUAAAGUAUGCUUAUUAUCAGCUUACUUUAUUCUGUUUGUCGGCUUGUUUUCUCUUAUAAAACCGAACAAAAAUCGAUCAAAACGUUGUCAAUUGUGAGAGGUUCUUGUCGAUCAUUAAACAGGAGGAUCGAACUCUCAAGGUCAUUUCUUUACUUUCAAAGUCUGUCAUUUUAUCCUAAUACAUACAUAUAUUAAAAUCUAAUACUAUUUGAUGUUGAUGAGUUCGCAUGCUGUCAAACCUGGACAAUAUUUAUAAUUAUGAACCAACAAAUGUCAUGGUAAGUUCCUCUCGAUUCGAUAAAAUAAUACUUACGGUAUGAAACAAACGAUAUAUAUUUUCCAGAAGUAUGAUUGUAAGAAACAUAACUUUUCCAAGGAACAGAAAAUUUGUAGCGAAAUAUUUAUUGACAACGAACGAAAAACAAAGUGACGACGAAAGAAGCAAUCAGGAGGAGGUCGACCAAUCUCAUCAUAUAUACAAUACAGGAAAGGCUUCUUUGUUAAUUAUGGUUUUGUAUUAUUAGAAAGACGAAAACUUUUAUAGUAGAGGUCGUCGACCCGCCGGAUCGCAAGAUUGUAACGUUGACCUGAAUCCUGAAGUCUCAAUUCAUGAGUCUUAUUUAGAAACAUCCAGCUCGCUGUUGACUUAUGAAACAGUUUUAUUGACGUAUCAAAAAUUAUAAACACGCCUUGUCAUUCUUUGUACGCAAAAUAGCAUUUUGUUAAACGGGCGCUAUUUCUGCUCAUUUUAAAUCGGUUUUAUUGCCCUUAGUAAACUCAUUUUUAUUAUGAUAACAUUUUUAUUUCCACUUGUAUGAAUGUCAGCAAUUGUUAAUGAACGUUAAGAGACCUUCUGUCACAAAUAACUGUCCUCCAAGAAGGCGGACUGUGGCUCGGGUCGUUUGGUAUUUAAAUAUUUAUCCGUAAUAAUAUCAGAACUGUUAUAGAAUUGAAUGAAAAGAAAAAAUAUGUGGAAAUAUUGUUAUAGAACAUGGAACAUUUCGUUUCACAUUUACAAAGAUAUUGUACGAUUUUAAAGUUGUUUUGUGUCAUAACAUUGUAGUAUUAAGUAAUGUAUUAGAUCUACAGUCAGAUGUAGGUGUUCGCGUGUAAGGGACGAUGUCAUCGAUGGAAACUAAACAAUCAUAUUUUUAUUAUAAAUUGUUGUGUAUUAAAUAUAAAACGAGUUUCAUCUCUCCCGUAUGUAGAACACCUCCUCACAGACUAUAAAAUGUAAUCGUUGCGUUAUCUCGACGGAGCAUCUCACAGUCAUCAUGGCGAGCUGGCUCUUGGAAGAAAGCAACCUCCAGUUAGGGUCACAAAUAAAGUGUUAUACUCCUGAAGUAUCUUUGAUGUAUUUUCUAUAUGAAUUUGAUUCGGUCAUACAGUUAUAUUAAAUAAUUGAUUCUUUAUUAUUUUUCUAACUAAACCAAACGACCUUCUCAACUAAACGAACGCUGAAACAAUGUUUCGUUUCUUGUAAUAGAUCAUAAUAUUGACACAUUUAUUUUUAAGAUGUGUUACACGUGAUGCAUGAUAAGGAGUCGCUUCGUCUCGAUAAGACCAUCUUACACCUCAUUCCUCUACGCUAGGAGCGUGUGCUCACUGCUCAGUGAUAUAAAAUGGACAAAUUAUUGUUACUAUCGUGUUGUGUGGUCGCGAGUCACUGUUCCAACAUCUUAGUAGUGUUCCCAGUACCGGAGAGGAGUCAUCGUGUUCUGGGGGAAUCUAUAGUUAAAAUUUUAUUGGAGGCCGGUCAUGAGGUGACCUGGGUGACUCCUUUCCCGAGGGACAUAAAAUGGUCUAAAUUAGAUUACAUUGACAUUAGCUCGACUCUGAUACACGAGACAGAGACGGGAAAUAAUGACGACCAUGGCCCGAGUAUUUCAGAACUGAGGCUUAAUAUUCAGCAGCUGGGGUCUCGGUACGCAGGUCUGGCUCUCCGACACCCCGCCCUUCAGGAGCUGAUGAUGAAUACCACCGUACGCUUCGAUGCCGUGGUCGCGGAAUGGUAUCACUCUGGACUACUGGCUCCACUGGCAUCCGUCUUCGAUUGUCCACUAGUCUGGUAUACUCCUGAAGAUAUCUCUUGGCAGACAUAUGGCCUCGUGCAUGGAGAUAGCAGUCUCGAUUUUAUGGCUUCCACUCUUCAAUCCCCGAGCUACUCUCUCCCAGAGAGAUUAAGAUAUUUGUGGUCAAAACUCUCUUUUGGUGUUCGAAAUUACUUUCACAUAAGCGCGACUGAAUUGCCUGAAUAUGAAGCAUGUUACCUCCGCGCGUUUCAGUCCCGGAGGCGUGUCUUACCAAACUAUGAAGAAUUGGUUUACCAGGGAUCAGCACUUUUAAUUAAUUCUCAUCCGCCACUCGGACACAAAAUACCUCUACCAUUGAAUGCCAAAUUUGUGGGAGGACAUCAUAUUGUUCGAAAAGUCUCUCCAAUGCCUAAGAAUAUUGCAAAAUUAUUAGAGGCAUCGAAGGCAGGAGUUAUUUAUGUAAACUUAGAAUCGCAUGUCACAAGCGGAGAGGUGUCACAUACUGUUAUACAGGAGCUUAUAGAGAUAUUUGGUGUAGUUCAGCAAACUGUGAUAUGGAAGAGCGAGGAAAUCCAGUGGAGCCUUCCACAAAACGUGUUCAUGAUGAAGAAUCCACCUCAAAAUAUUAUACUGAAUCACACAAACACCAUAGCAUAUAUAAACCACGGCCAGAUGCUUUCAAUCGUGGAUGCGAUCCACUUUGGAGUGCCGGUCAUCGGUGUACCACUUCUAGAAGAUCACAUUGUCAACAUGGACUCUGUAGUGAAAAGAGGAUGCGGCAUUAAAGUUGACUAUACCAACGAGUUUGCCUGGAAGGUUAAAGACGCUGUCAACAGGAUACUUAAAAUGUCAAGUUAUCGUGAGCAAUCAAAUAAAGAUAAAUUGAUAUUCCGCAACCGUGUGGCGACUCCUCAAUCAGAAGUCCUGCACUUGAUGCAACUGGUGCUGGACUCAGAUGGAGCUGGACACCUGCAGUCCUCGACGCUGUUUCUUUCAGUCAUGGAGAGACAUAACUUGGACAUUAUUAUACUAGUGUUGAUGUUCUUUUGGUUCCUGAACAGGGCAUGGAGGUUGUUCGGUGCGUACUUUGUUUGGGGGGAAGACGACAGUGAUGAUAAAAAGUACCAGUAAGAAGUAUUAUUUAAUAAAAACAUAACAGAAAACUUUA
Danaus plexippus (monarch butterfly) is the source of this 3987-nucleotide messenger RNA. RefSeq names its product UDP-glucosyltransferase 2-like (gene UGT48C1). The coding region runs from base 2409 to 3950 and encodes 513 amino acids. The record is from RefSeq and is a predicted model, not a curated record. Lineage: Eukaryota; Metazoa; Arthropoda; Insecta; Lepidoptera; Nymphalidae. Gene Ontology annotation, molecular function: UDP-glycosyltransferase activity. The transcript has 8 exons.